Drosophila grimshawi is the source of this 2490-nucleotide messenger RNA. RefSeq names its product tyrosine kinase receptor Cad96Ca (gene Cad96Ca). The transcript has 10 exons. NCBI's taxonomy places the organism in Eukaryota, Metazoa, Arthropoda, Insecta, Diptera, Drosophilidae. Gene Ontology annotation, biological process: multicellular organism development; homophilic cell-cell adhesion; protein phosphorylation. Gene Ontology annotation, molecular function: ATP binding; transmembrane receptor protein tyrosine kinase activity; calcium ion binding. The coding region runs from base 31 to 2328 and encodes 765 amino acids. The record is from RefSeq and is a predicted model, not a curated record. Gene Ontology annotation, cellular component: signaling receptor complex; membrane.
GUUUGCCGCUCUGGCGGUUGAUAUUACACAAUGAAGUAUCCCUUUGAGCGGCAUUUCAUUUGCAAGCACAACAUGUCCGGAACUUCGAAGCGGUUCAGCAUUCACAUUGCCAUUUUGGUGGUUAUCGUGACCAUUAAUUUGCUCUUCACACAUGAAGCUAUUGCACAGGAGCAGAAUGCGCCGCCAAUUUUAUAUGUUCGAGAGCGAAAUUGGCGAAUUUCGGAAGCCGAAGUUGUUGGCCAAAUCAUUGACCGAGUGCAUGCCGAAGACGCCGACGGCGAUAGUCUGGUAUUCGGCAUUGAACCACGAUUCCUCGCUCCCGGCUCAAGUCAACAGCAGGCAAACACACCGAACAAAAUACCCUUUCGCAUCGAUGCCGAUACGGGUGUUGUCUACCUCAACGAAAGUUUAGCGGGCCGCGCUGGUGAAAAUUUUCUAAUUUACAUAACCGUCACGGAUGGACGCUACAUUGCAAAAAACGAAGUCUUUAUUAACAUACUUGGAGAGCGCGAAAGCAAUGGAUUCCAUGGUUUUGGAUCCCGUUCACCGCCCUCAAUAUCGAAUGUGGUGCAGAAUAUUUCACAGUAUUUACCCUCAUUUGAUCAGCUGCCCGGAGUGCAGUCCAUAAGAAAUGGCCUGCCAAAUCGAAGGCCGAGCAUCAAUUUGCCACCAGGUUUCCCGGCAAACGUAUUACCCGCAUAUAAUAAUUUCUAUCCACCCAUAUCGACACCGCCUGUGAAGCAGGCAGAAGAAGACAAUACAAUAGAUGUUAAGCCGACUCAAACGCCUAAACAGCCUCAGACCACGAGGAGUACCACUCUAACCAAACUGACCCCCGUUGGUAGUCAUGGAUCAAGCGGACAGGGACAGGGACAGGGAGUGUCUCAGUCAGAGAAACCAACAGAGACCGACACAGAAUCCAAGGAUGAAAAGGGCGGCAACGUGAACACCAUAACGCUAUUCACCAUCAAGUCUACCUCGAUUCCAUUUAUUAUUAUAAUUUGUGGCAUAUCCGCAUUUGUUGCCGCCAUUUUUGGCUAUCUUUGUCGCCGUCGCCUAUGCGCCAUCAGCAAAACGCUGAAAAAGGCCACCGAGAAGGAAGAGCUGGCCAAAAAAUCGAAUGCAAGCAACACACUCACUGAUGACAGUCGCAACUCGAUGGUCCUGCAACAGUGGCAAGGACCGGUCGCCUUCGCCAACCGAUACGUGCCCUGGGAGCGUGAGCAACAGCUCGCCAUAACGUCAAGCCAGCUAUCAACAAAUCCCGCAAAUAGCGUUGAUGCUUCUAUGUCUCCCUCCGAUGUCGGUCAAAGUAGCCCGAGUGCUGGGUUAUCCACAGGUCGUGCCGCUUUGGCAGAAGGUGGCCUUGGCACCGAUCCCAAGGAAGAUCAAUGGGAAUUUCCCAGACAUCGAUUAAAGUUCUUUAACAUACUGGGAGAAGGGGCCUUUGGACAAGUUUGGCGUUGCGAAGCCUCCGACAUGGAUGAUUCUGGAGCGGUUACAACUGUUGCUGUAAAAACACUAAAGGAGAGCGCUGGAGAAGUUGAAAAGAAGGACCUGCUUUCCGAACUGGAGGUGAUGAAGACGCUGGAGCCCCAUGUAAAUGUUGUACGCUUGUUGGGGUGCUGCACAGAUAAGGAUCCAACUUUCGUUAUACUCGAAUACGUGACUCGUGGAAAGCUGCAAACUUAUUUAAGAAACUCUCGAGCAGAAAGGCAUUAUGGAAACACACACGGAAAAUCAAAUUUACUGACUUCAGGAGACUUAACAUCAUUUAUGUAUCAAGUUGCCAAGGGAAUGGAUUAUCUAACCUCUCGCGGGAUAAUUCACCGUGACCUUGCUGCCCGUAAUAUUCUAAUAACCGAGGAUCACACAUGCAAAGUGGCUGACUUCGGUUUCGCGAGAGAUAUCAUUACAUCCAAGAUCUACGAGCGCAAGAGCGAGGGAAAACUGCCAAUAAGAUGGAUGGCUACAGAAUCACUUUACGACAACAUAUUCUCGGUCAAGUCAGAUAUCUGGAGUUUUGGCAUACUGAUGUGGGAAAUUGUGACACUUGGCUCCACGCCGUACCCGGGCAUAUCGGCCGCUGAUGUUAUGCGCAAGGUGAGGGACGGCUACCGUCUGGAGAAACCCGAACAUUGUCGAAGAGAGCUGUACAACAUUAUGUACUACUGCUGGUCGCAGGAUGUCAAUGAGCGACCAACAUUCGCAGAGAUUAUAAAGAUGUUGGAUAAAUUACUUCAUACUGAGAUGGACUAUAUCGAAUUGGAGCGUUUCCCCGACCACAACUAUUAUAAUAUUGUGAAUCUCAGCGGAGAAAAAUUAUAGGACCCAAUUGGAUAUUUUCAAUCCACGGAGGAUCUGUGCACUGCCACAAAGAGCUUUAUUACAAAUAAAUUUAAGAGAGCAAAUAGUAUUUACUACCAUAUUCAAUGAAAUUGUUAAAGUUUUCAAAAAUACAUAACAUAAUAAUAUAUUUAUUUAUAUAUA